Amyelois transitella is the source of this 1394-nucleotide messenger RNA. RefSeq names its product acetylcholine receptor subunit alpha-like (gene nAChRa9). Bases 116 to 1366 code for a protein of 416 amino acids. Gene Ontology annotation, molecular function: neurotransmitter receptor activity; transmembrane signaling receptor activity; extracellular ligand-gated monoatomic ion channel activity. Gene Ontology annotation, cellular component: synapse; neuron projection; membrane. The transcript has a single exon. NCBI's taxonomy places the organism in Eukaryota, Metazoa, Arthropoda, Insecta, Lepidoptera, Pyralidae. The record is from RefSeq and is a predicted model, not a curated record. Gene Ontology annotation, biological process: regulation of membrane potential; nervous system process; chemical synaptic transmission.
GAUGGCACACGCACUUUCCUUAUCUUUGGGGGCGGUGUAAGAGUAUCACAUAACACCAGUACCAACCCAAAAGUAUAUGUUACUCAAAUACACCAACGUUAGUGAGUGAUCAGCCAUGGACCGUGUAACUAGGAGUGCAAUCCUCUGGAUUUUCCUAUUUCCCUUCACCAGCGCGGAUAUUUACCGGGAGCAGAUCUUACAUCAAGAAGCCCAACUUCAUAAAGAUUUGUUCACCGACUAUAACAGCGAUUAUCGUCCUGUGAAAAAUCACACCCAGGCUGUAACUGUAAAAGUACGCUUUGCAGUCAAGUACUUAAGUUUUGACUAUCUCGAAGAAACAUUCACCGUCCACAGCUGGGUGGCGAUGAACUGGAUAGACGAAUUUUUAACAUGGAAUCCGACUGACUAUGGUGACAUCAAAGAAAUCCAAGUUGAAAGUCACGAAAUCUGGAUACCACGUAUGGCGUUAUUUAACUCUGAUGCAACUAUGUACCAGUCAGAUCAAUUCUUCACCACUUGUUCCUUAGGGUUUGUAGGAAACGUCACAUGUGUGCCACAUAUUGCACAUUCUGGGAUCUGCAGCACUUCGCUUCGACGAUGGCCUUACGAUCGCCAAAAUUGCACUUUAUACUUCGGCUCUUGGAUGCACAAAGGGGAACAAGUGAAUUACACUUUUUAUCCAAACCUUCCUGUCGUUUUAAGUGAUUUUCAAAACGGGCCAGCUUGGCGACUUCUGCGUGUAGCGAACGAACGAUUACCAGGGAAAUAUGCCUGUUGUCCCAAUGAAACAUAUCCAAUGUUAAAGUAUACGUUUGUACUGAAGAGGGAAGCCGCCGGACCAGCAGCUAUUGUGGUUGUUCCCUCCAUAGUAAUAGUUCUAUUGACGUUGACAUCGCUUUUAUUGGGAGUAAAAGACAACAUAAGGUUGUUGCUAUUAUGCUUUAGUCUUUUUGGUCACUUUAUAUUUUUGACGGAAAUUGGAUACGAUAUUCCAAAACACGGAGCGGAUACACCCAUUAUUUUACUCUUUGUCCGCGACUCCAUGCUGCUGACACUGGUUGGAAUCCUGGUAACGUUAUUGCUAAUGACACUCACGAAGCGCGAAGAUCCGACUCCUAGAUGGAUCACAUACGUCGCUCAUCUCGUGAGAACGGGUCCAGGUAAAUAUGUGGUGUUCACGGAGUUUGACCCCAGUGACUCAUUGAAAACGAAAUUAGCAGAAGAUGAAGGUAACACCAGCAGUGAAACUCAACGCACCACUAAUGACUGGGUAACAUUUUGUAACAUCAUAAAUAGUGUGGUAUUUAUUAUUUCUCUUUUAGCAUAUUUAAUAUUGAUUGUCACUUAUAUUCCAGCAGAUAAUUAAUGUAUAAAAACGGUAGUCAUUAUUUACA